This is a messenger RNA of Paramecium octaurelia, 523 nucleotides long. NCBI's taxonomy places the organism in Eukaryota, Ciliophora, Oligohymenophorea, Peniculida, Parameciidae. The record is from the annotation of a GenBank genome assembly.
AUAAAUUUGAAAAUCAUGGUACUUAUAUAGAUAGUUAUUCAUUUAAGAUUAGGUUUAUCUUGUUGUAGAAUAGACAGGGGAAGACAAGACUUUCAAAAUGGUAUGUGUAUUAUGAUGAUGCCGAGAAAGUGAAAUUGCAAAAUGAAGUCCAUCGAUUGAUAGUUUGCAGAGACACCAAGCACACUAACUUUUUGGAAGUACAGAGUCUCAUCAUUAUUAAGUUCAGGAAUUAUAAAAUCAUCUACAAAAGAUACGCAGGACUGUUCUUUGCCUUGUGUGUUGAUGUGAGUGACAAUGAAUUAACAAUGCUAGAAUUGAUACAUUUGUAUGUCGAAGUAUUGGACAAAUACUUUGGAAAUGUGUGUGAAUUAGACAUAGUAUUCAACUUCAAUAAAGUAAAUAAUGACGCUACUAUUGCAAGGCGUAUUCGAUUUUGGACGAAAUGAUUGUCGGCGGAGAAAUUGUUGAAACUUCUAAACAAGUCAUAAUUAAUGCAGUCAAGAAUAUUGAAUUAUUAGAUUGA